Messenger RNA from Lytechinus variegatus (green sea urchin), 4341 nucleotides. RefSeq lists its product as uncharacterized. The coding region runs from base 46 to 4254 and encodes 1402 amino acids. The transcript has 12 exons. The record is from RefSeq and is a predicted model, not a curated record. NCBI's taxonomy places the organism in Eukaryota, Metazoa, Echinodermata, Echinoidea, Temnopleuroida, Toxopneustidae.
UAGAUCAGAACUUCUUUUGCUGAAGUGUAGUCUGAUUUAUUCGUCAUGCCUGUGGCUUUAAGCGAGUGGAGAGUGCGAAUCGGAACCUUUAUCCAUAGGAUAAAAGAAUGGGUGGUCAGAGAGAUGAGAGAAGAAUUGCUUAAACAACGUAUUCAGAGGCUAAGAGUUCUUUGGGAACGACUCAAAGCGAAGAAGAAUGAUUCUGAAGGAGGGUCGCAAGAUCACAAGACCAGACAAGCUGAAGGGGAUUCAACCAAUUCUUCGUUGGUAAAUCAACAAGACGACUGCAAUGCCGAACCAUGCACUAAAAAGGGUCAAGAUUCACCACAGCCAUGUUAUGUCGGGAGUGAUACCUUACAUCAUGAACCAUCUGGUCGAACGGUAACAUCUCAGACAGACUCCGCUUCAUUAAGUACACCGACACAUCCAACCUCGGGACUUUGCCUAUCCCGCCCCUUUCCCUCUUCCUUUCUUUCUCCUUCCUUUUAUUUUUGCUUUCCUGUGAUUUUCCUAUUGAUUUCUUCGUUAUUGUUGCCCCUUUCUCCCGGAUUUGGUAUUCCCGUUUCUGUUUCUCUUCCCUUCCUUGUCGUCUUUCUCUUUGUACUUUCACUUUUUCUCUCCCCUCUCCUUCCCUUUUCCCGACGGGAGCGAACUUUUAGAGAGUGUCACACCUGCACAGUCUCUCCCUCAAACUACGGCUCUGGUACGAAUGAAACGGUGGAUGAACAGUUACCUCAGCAGCCUAAUCUACAGGAGUUAAUGCUUGUUACUGCGGGGGAUGUGGAGCUCAACCCAGGUCCUCGUGAAGGUUCGAUUGAUAGUGCUCUUCAAGAAAAGGAACUUGUAUCACUUGCAAAAGAGGUUCCUGGUAACUUCUACGAUACGUUGUGCAUCACACUUGGCUUCGGCUAUACAGAGUGCCGAAACGUUUUGAGUAAACAUCUGUUAGACAUCCCAGGAGCUUUGAUCGAACUCUUCUGCCGAUGGAAAAUCAAGCAGGUAGAUGGCACAGACUGCAGGGCAGUACUUGGAGAGAUUCUGAAAGAGGCCAACAUGGGUUCGCUUCAGACAAAGCUAUUAGAAGGUUGGUACAUACCGAGCAAAGGUAACCCUCAAGAAGCCAUGACUGAGGAACAAGUUUUACAGUGCGCUGAAGACCUCAAGUCUUUCUAUCUUGAACGAAUGUGCAAGAUAAAACCUGACCCCUUUGAUUUCAAUCUAAUCGUCGAAUUCGAAAAACUUUACACCAAUCUAGUACUGCUCAGGCACGACAAGGGAUUAACAAAAGAAACAACACGUUUGGAUUACAAAGAUCUCUUCACCACAAAUGUGGACGGAGUGCUCCCUAAAAGGCUUCUGGUUGAAGGUGAAGGUGGUGUUGGUAAAACGACUUUGUGUUCUAAGAUUGCGUGUGAUUGGACACAUGGAUGUGAGGAGUAUAAGCGCUUCAGUUGGAUUUUGGUUAUACCAUUGCGCAAUGUUGUAGAAGGUCAGACAAUCGGAAAAUGCAUGAAAGAAUAUCUUGGUGAAAAUAACAAAGUAAGCACAGAACAGAUCGAACAUUACAUGAUAUCUCAGCCUUCGAAGGUUUUGAUCGUACUUGAUGGACUCGAUGAGUAUGAUCGAGACCUAUCUACCGAUGACGGGUCAGAUAUUUCACAGGUUCUGCGAUUAGAUAAAUUGAAGGAGUGCACGAUACUGGUGACCACAAGACCGUGGAGGGCACACGAGAUCAAAUGCAAUCAACAAUUUGGUGGGUCUUAUGCUUUCAUUGCAGUUAAAGGCUUCAGUGCUGAAAAUGUCUCGACCUACAUUAGCAGGUAUUUUGUAAAUGACGCCGAUGCAGGGAAAGAACUGAUUCGUUUCAUUGAAGUGAAUGAUGUGAUCAAGGAGAACAUGGCGCCCUUCCCAAUUUACGUAGCUAUGCUUUGCAUCCUGUGGGAAAAUAUAGACAGUGAAAAACGAGAAACAAUUCGCAGACUGAAGACAUUUUCUCAAUUAUUUGAGCAAAUGAUCCUUUUCUUAAUAGACCAUUAUGUUUCAAAAAUGAAGGCCGCAAACGCUUCAAAUGAAGAAUAUGAAAAAAGUGAGAGGCAAACUAUCAAACUUUGUCUUAGUCAGAUAGGAUCAGUGGCCUUUAAUGGGCUCUUUCAACGACAGAUGGUUUUUACGGUAGAUGAUUUUAGCACGUGUGCUGACGCAAUGACAAUCUGUUGCAAAAUCGGAGUCUUAAGCAGAGAACAAAAAACGGUUCGGAGGCUGGAAAGAUCUUUGAGUGCGUCACAAGCCACCAAAAAAAUCGUGUUUUUCCCUCACAAGUUAUUCCAGGAAUACGUAGCAGCUAUAUAUCUUGCUUCUCUCUAUAGCGCUGAUCGCCAGGAGUGUAAAAGGGCACUGGGCAAAGUAAUGGGAUAUGACAUCAAAGAAUUCCGCUAUCUAUUGUAUUUCACUGCUGCCCAGGUGAAAGAGAUUGGUCUCAAAAUAGUUAAUAUCUUACAAGAGAGCAAUCAAAUCCAUCCGUCCCUCAUGGAGGACAUCGUAUGCUACUCUCCGUCAAUAUUGACAAGUGGAAUAAAUGAUACUAUUCUUGUAGACGUUACCUUUGAAGCUUAUGACAAAGAUAUAGCGAAGGUAGUUGGGCAAAGGAUAUUUGCAGAGAAACGAAGGCUUGAAAUCGAUGAAAACAUGUCUGCUCACACGGUAUCUGGUUACCUUUUCAUCAUGGAACAGCAUCAAGUGGAAACGCUGGAGUUAAGAAGAUAUUGCGGGCCGACUGUAUCUCGUGACAUAGCAGAUCUGCUUUCUUCACCAUCUUCUUUGUCAACAUUGGUGCUUUUGGAAACGGAUCUCGAUAACGAGUUCUAUUCUAUGACAUCAAAGGUUUCGAAGAGAGGUGGGUUGAUCAACGUAGUUCAGGAACUCCAUAUUGAUGAUCGGUUCCUUGGCGGCCUACACAAAUUUGACACAACCAUCAAAACCAUACUCCCCAACCUGAAACGGCUGAGAAUUUUGACUCUUCACACUGUCACUCCGGUGAUGGUUAAACGAUUGGCGCAUGCCAGACUAGAGGAGUUGUCUAUCGAGCGCGUACUUGAUCCGACAUACGGACACCUUGUGUAUCGUCAACCAGUUCCUCUCAUUGGAGAACCUGUUUCACUAGAACAUCUUUUCUCAGAAUCAUUCCCACAACUCACCUCUCUGGUAUUCAAAGAGCUCAUGAUUGGAAACACACGCACUAGGUCAAUACUGCAGAGUCUAAAGAAGCACCGGCAUUUAAAAUCAUUAAGUAUCUUCGCUUGUUUUACGGAUAACGAAGUAGAUCCCCUGGCAGAACAAAUUAAUGCCGAGAACAGGAUUAAAGUGACACUUCAACAUGACGAGGAACAAAGCACAUUGCAAGUUAAGCCAUGGACCAUGUCGACAGACUUGCUAGAUGCAAUUUGCCAUCGAACGAGUGUUUGUAAGUUAUUGGUGUUUGGAACUGAGAAAGUUGACGUGUGUUUUCCAGACCUUCAUGGCAAAGAGGUAGAUUCCAAGAUCCACACUGUAAAUUUCAGUGGUUUGGACGUUGUGAAUCAGCAAUCAGGAUCAUGUUGUCUUGGGAAAUUUCUCUCUCUACUCCCUCGUCUUACACACCUGACGAUCUCCUCCUGUUCCUUUCAUGAUGAUUUCUACAGAGAGAUCGCUGAACCUGCUUCAACUCAGAUCCACAAUGUAGAACUCUCCUAUCUGAACCUUGUAGAUCAGCAAUCAGGAUCAUGUUGUUUUGGGAGGUUUAUAUCUCUCCUCCCUCGUCUUACAGACCUGACGAUCAACAAAUGUUCCUUUCAUGAUGAUUUCUACGAGGAAAUUGCUAAACGUGCUUCUUCAUCUCAGAUCCAGACUGUAAAAUUAAUCCGUUUGGACAAUGUGAAUCAGCAAUCAGGAUCAUGUAGUAUUGGGAGGUUUCUCUGUCCACUCUCUCGUCUUACAGACCUGAUGAUCAACCAAAGUUCCUUUCAUGAUGAUUUCUACAGAGAGAUCGCUGAACGUGCUUCUUCAUCUCAGAUCCAGACUCUACAGUUAAACGGUUUGUACGUUGUGAAUCACCAAUCAGGAUCAUGUUUUCUUGGGAGGUUUCUCUGUCUACUCCCUCGUCUUACAGACCUGAUGAUCAACCACAGUUCCUUUCAUGAUGAUUUGUACAGAGAGAUCGCUGAACGUGCUUCUUCAUCUCAGGUUAGAUAUAAGAAGAUAAAUUUGAGCUUUGAUUAGAAAGGAAUAUAAAUCGAAAUGUAACCCCAAAACAAUUUUCUGAAAGUAAAAUGUCAGCUUUGAUGAAGAAUAUAAUGCAAAAAAGUA